GAGACGGCCUUCUGCUUCUCACUUCCCCCCCUCGCUCGCCGCCGAACCUACGCACCCGAACCUGUGCGGCCUUUGUCCCGUGAAGCUGCGGAGUCGUCCGCUGGCGGCUCGGUGAAGCGCGGCGGCUUCUGCGCCCGGGGGCAAAUUGAUGCGGACUCUGCCGGAUGUGCUGAGCGGCGACUGCGCCCUUCUAGGAGGUCGCCGCUGUGGAGGGCCCUCGGUUGCCGCCUGCUUCCCCGCGUGGCCUGGGCAUGAGCUGCACUCGGUUUGCUCCAGAGGCCUCUCCUCAAGCAGCCGCGCGUCCGCCUUCUUCUUGCCAGUGCCGGAGGGCCUCGUUCCGGGCGUCGGGGCGAAGAAGGCCCCCGGCAUCGACGACGACCCUCAGCCAGAGUGGCCGAACCCGUUCUUCAGAGGCCACAACCGAAGCCUGAUGGCCAAAAGUAUCGACAACGUGUUUGGCUUCCUCGACACCGAGGAUGAGGAGCCGUGGCGCGCCGGGCCCGCGGACCUGGGCGAGUUCUCGCGGAUGGUCCGCAGG
This is a messenger RNA of Prorocentrum cordatum, 538 nucleotides long. The record is from the annotation of a GenBank genome assembly. NCBI's taxonomy places the organism in Eukaryota, Dinophyceae, Prorocentrales, Prorocentraceae.